CCUGGAGGUCAGACGUCCACCUUCAUCACGCCUAUAAUCUGCAUGCGGAUAAGAACCAGACUACGAACAAAGAACCCCUCUCCAAUGGACUAAAACAAAACAUAAAUCAAAUAAAUCAGCCGAUUCCACCUUAAAUGGCAUUUGCGUCUGUGGCGGAGACCCGGGCGCCAUCUUCGGUCCACCUUAAGCGCACAAUGUGGCCAGCGAACGACAGCGUAGCAGCCGGGCUUCCGUCCGCGUUCUCCAGCCGCGGGUCGCACUCGGGCUUCCCAGCUUUUUGGGCACGGCGUCACUUGUGAAACAGCAGGAGGGGGGGGAGGAAAAAGACGCACUCAGGCCAAACACGACCAGCAAGAGAAGAUGUCCGAACCCAAUAAGUACCGAGAGUGGAUCCUGGCAACAAUCGACUCCCUCCGCUCGAGGAAAGCCCGUCCGGAUCUGGAGAGGAUUUGUCGAAUGGUCCGGAGACGACACGGGUCAGACCCGGACCGAACCAGGACAGAACUGGAAAAACUGAUUCAAGAGCAGACGGUGCUCAAAGUUAGCUACAACGGGUCCAUAUCGUACCGGAAUGCGGCGAAGGUGCAGAGGAAAAGCAGAAAGAAGAGUGAGUUUACGGCGGCUGGCAGCGGCGGCGGCGGCGCGGAGGCAGCGGCGGGGGAGCGAACCAAGCGCGACCCUCUCAACAACAACGGCGACAGCGCGCACAGCUUCACCGACCAGGGGGAGGACUCGGAGCCCAGCCCGGACCCCCGCGCCCCUCAAGCAUCAGCCCGCGCCGCCGACCAGAAGCUCAAGCCCGCCUCCAGCCCGAGUAGCGGAAACGGGCGCCUCAUUUGUGGCGCAACAACGGGCUGCGCCGUCGGGAGCGGCUGCAAAGAGGAGAAAGCAAGUGCACCGGGAGACAAGGGAUUAGGACCGCGGGGAGCGGGGGACUGCCCGCCGCCCGGUCCCCGUCGCGGGACAAACAAACACGACGGCGGUGAUGCGUGCGGCGAGGCGGCGGCGGCGGGCGACGCCGAGGCGCCUCCCGGAGAAAUGGAGCCGUGUCCGCCAAGAGAUGACACGCGGGACACAACUUGCAGCGGGAGCGUGCGCAACAUGCAGCUGCAGCAGCAGCAACAACGGGGACAAAAGCGGACUGAGUCCCUCGAGCCCAAACUUCGAGUCGGAGUCGGGGGAGGGGGAGGAGAUGGGGGAGGGGGGCGCACCGGAGCAGCGGGGAGCCACGCCAACUCCGAGCUGGGCGACAGAUUGGUGGCUUCUGUUCGCAGCCUGUCCGAGAAAAGCAUCCGCGGGGGGGGCUCCGCGGCCACCGCCACCGGAGGCCACGCCAAGCCGCUCGGUCUCAAGGAGAUUUUGGGCCAUUUGAGCAGCCAGGAGCGGUUAUCGGAGGAAAAGCUGACCCGAGGCAAAGUCAAAGUGGUCAUGGAGAGAGAGGUGGCGAGGGGCAGACUGCGCAGGACGCGCUGCGGGAACAUCGCUCUUCCCCUGAGGGGGGCGGCUGCGGAGGAGCCGAGCAGAGCGUCCGCCGGCGGGCCGGGGGGGAGCGCGCCGCAGGGCGCGCACGCGGGCACAAAGUUGGUGACGUGGCCGUCCCUCUUGUGCGCUCGCGUUGCGCGUCUUUGUGAGCGUGCGUGUGUUGUCGUUGCUGCAUCAUCUCGGGGAGUUGAGCAGCGUGGAACGGACGCGCGGUGCGGGUCCUCCGCUCUCCCCCCCCUCGCUGCUGGCCGCCGCCCCCCUCUCCUCGGGAGGAUGAGCCGAUGGAGACAGCCAGCGAAGAAGAGGAACGUGAGGAGGGGGAGGGGGAGGACCAUGAGGAGGAGGUUUCCCCGAGUUCUGAUGAGGAGGCGGGGAAGACUGUCCCCGGUAGCCAUGACAACCGAACCUGAGCUCAUUGAGAAAACCACAGAUGUUGAGAUCCAGACAUCAUCAAAGAGUGAGAGUCCUCAACACGGGGCAAAAGGGAUGUGCGUGCUUGAUUCCCUCACCAGGACGACACAUUUACCUGUUCAGGGUGCUUUGCUGUCACAAUGUAACAGCGAACACAGAACCGUCAUCUCCGAUCAGCUGGAUAUUGAGUCACAAAUGCAACAUGACAGAAUCAACCACACCUCCCCGGACUUUAACAGCCUGGAGUCUAAAACGGAAGUCGGCGUGUCGUCCUGCCUGCUCACACCCACUGCGUCUCCGAGAGAGUCCGGCGUGUCUGAGGAACGAGGGAUAAACGGAGGAGGAGGAGGGUUUGUAAAGUCUGAAGGAGCCAGUGGGGGCCCAGUGGACUGGACAGUAUCUGAUGUAGUCAGUUAUUUCACAGCAGCCGGUUUCCCUGAACAGGCUUCUGCCUUCAGGACCCAGGAAAUCGAUGGCAAGUCUCUUCUCCUCAUGCAGCGUAACGAUGUUUUGACUGGCCUGUCAAUCAGACUCGGGCCCGCCCUCAAGAUUUAUGAGCGCCAUGUGAAGGUUCUGCAGAAAACACACUUUGAGGAUGAAGACUGUUAAUGACGGUUAUGUCUGUAUCUACAUAUAGCUCAAGUAAUCCUAUAAAAAAAUGCAUGCAUGAUGUAUCUGCUUUACUUUUAAUCUCAUGUCAAACAGCACACACACACACGCACACAACAGAGCACAAAUGUUGGAUGCAGAAAGCAGACUCAUAACAUCUUUGUAAUGCAGAGGUGGAAAGGAAAGUAAUGCAGUUCCUCUUUUUUAUUUACGAUGAUCAAGCACUUUGCCAUUUCUUGACCAAACUGUGCAAAAUGGUUAGUUUUUAGACGGAUGUUUUGUGCGGACCUUUAUGCACAUUUCAAAAGAGGUCCAGGUUAUUCUGUGUAAAAGUACAUUUACUGUUUUUGAGGUUUUAAUUCAACGGCCUCUCGCAUGUGGGUUCGUCUCUGUCAUUGUACGCUCUCUGUAUGUGUGUGCAGGCAUCACAGAGCAUGUUGGACGGAGCACAAAGUUUUAGAAAUUGACCAGUUUGACCAUCUCAGAAGCUGGGUGGACCCUCCAUAGUCCUCCUGUAUAUAUCACGAUGAAAUGCGAUGCAGGGUUCACAACCUUGUGCCAACCGGUUGCUGGUCGAAGCAAUAAGUUCAUAGCUGCUCAUCGAUGUUUGAGAGGUUGUUGAAUCUUGUCGGCUCUCCGAACGACAGGUUGUUUUUAUGUAUCUUACUGAAUCCUACUGAUCAAAAUCUAUGACAUUUGGUUUUUAAAAAUGUUUUUAAGCCGAGCUAGGCAUGAUCUGUUCUGAUCCAUGCAUCAGCACAUCAGGAGCCGGCUUUACAAAGACGGACAUCCUCAUCCGCUGCCCACAAAGCUUAAGCACGGAUACACUUGCAAUGAUUUAUGGGUACAUUUUCUUUUUUUCUGUUGUUUGAUGCCACAGUUCAGCAGGUGUCACUAGUUGUUACUAUUGAGAAUGGCCUUUUAGUUCGUAGUUACUCUGGGAAAUGUGAUCAAUCACUCUAUUUACUGGUAUGAAAUCAGCAGAACAAUCAACUCUCAACUGAGUGUAAAUAUAUUCAAAUUAUGUCAAUUUAAUACAACAGCCUCCAUCUGUAAAUUAUUGAAAACGAUUAUCUAACUGGAAGAUAUCAUCGCAGGUUGAAGCUGAGUCAAUCAACUAAUCUCAUCCCACCAGUUGUUUUGAACAGUUUGCAAACUUUAAAAAAGUAAGCGCUGUCUAAUGGUCACACGUCUGAAUCCCACCUUCACUGUAACGGCAGACAUUCCAUUUUGACGCAUCUUUUUUUGCACGCCUUAUCAAAUGACCUUUUCCCUCAUAUUUGUAUGUUUAUAUUUCUGUGUUCAGCAUAUUGGUUUUAAACCUCCUCUACCUCUCUCCCCCUGUUUUUCCCUUCAUUUUAUUUGCCACUUCCACGAACACAUCUCCAGGUAUACAGUGCAUGUUCUCUGCGUCCCUUGUUAGCAGUCAGAUCAUUUCAUUGAAUCUGUAAGAGGGGACAGCCGUGUCUGAUUCUGGAUUCUCACAAGGGAAAUGUACAGUGUGUCGACGCUCUUGUUGUUAAGUUAAAUGUGAAAGGACCAUUUCAGUAAUAAAAGUUUAAAUCAAAAGAC
This is a messenger RNA of Gasterosteus aculeatus aculeatus (three-spined stickleback), 4074 nucleotides long. Lineage: Eukaryota; Metazoa; Chordata; Actinopteri; Perciformes; Gasterosteidae. The record is from RefSeq and is a predicted model, not a curated record.